Molecule: messenger RNA, 3436 nt
Organism: Centropristis striata (black sea bass)
Lineage: Eukaryota; Metazoa; Chordata; Actinopteri; Perciformes; Serranidae
Gene: mogs
Product: mannosyl-oligosaccharide glucosidase
Exons: 5
Coding region: 88-2625 (845 amino acids)
Biological process (GO): oligosaccharide metabolic process; protein N-linked glycosylation
Cellular component (GO): endoplasmic reticulum membrane
Molecular function (GO): Glc3Man9GlcNAc2 oligosaccharide glucosidase activity
Source: RefSeq, a predicted model, not a curated record
AAGUGGUAACCAGGAAGUGGCUAGUAAGCUAGCAACGGAUAAUGAGCAGCUGAGACACUGGUAUUUUGACAGCUUCAGAAGGGCAGGAUGGGCAGGCAGAGGAAGAGGGUGGUGACUGGUGAAGCUGCUCCCCCUCCAAGGAAAGAUGAGAAGCCCCCUGCAUUUCACCGUAAAGAGAAGAAAAAGAAAGUUGAUAUCGGCAAAGUCUUCAUCAACAUCUCCAUUGGCCUUUGCAUAUUCAGCCUGAUCUGGUUCUUUUACGCCCUCUACAUGCGAUCCAGCCUGGCAAAACGGGUGGUGACCCCGCACCCAUCACCUUCUGUCCUGGAUGCCAACAGCAGCAGUGCCAAGGUCUCUGCAGAGAGGUUCUGGGGCUCAUACAGGCCUCAGGUCUACUUUGGCAUGAAGACCAGGAGUCCUAGGUCAAUUGUGACAGGUUUGAUGUGGAUGCGACAGUUUUCUGACAUGGAUGUUAACCUGAGGCACACUUGUGAGCAAGGGGAUCGCUUACAAGGCUACAGCUGGAUGAUGCACGAUGGGCUCACCUUUGGCGUCCAGGAAAUCCGAGACAACGAUUUCACUCUAACCACAGAGUUUGUCAAGAGGAUGGGAGGGGGUCACGGAGGAGACUGGACCUGGAGGAUUACUGCCAAACAGCACAGCUCGGCCCCUCAAGCACCAGUCAUCUCCUUGAUGAUUUAUGCAGCAGCAGACACCCAGGGCUCACUGGAGGCUCACGUUGAAGACCGAAACCGCCUUGCAUCCAUCACUGGUUUCUCAGAGGAGCUUGGAAACUUUAAGAUCACCUUCCGGAAGCCAGUAACCGGGGAGUUAUCAAGUGCUAAAUAUGCAAGCUACAACUAUCUUCAGACUGUCUCUCCUGGCUUGGAGAAGCUGAAUGACAUUGUGAAGCAAAGUCUGAACCGCAGGUUUGUCUACAGCCCUCCUUCUGGUGAGAAGAGGCAUUACAUAGCUGUAGACACCUACAAGCCCCCCCACCACCAGAGCCAACAGAAACCUGCUGAGACAAGGAAAGAGAGUGACUUUGUGGUUCAUCAGGUGACCGUCCAGAUGCCGUUCCAGAUUGAAGUUCUGUUUGAGUCUGGCAGCUUCCACAGCCGUCCCAACCAACUUGUGGGCUCAACCAUGACUCAGGAGCUGGAAAGGAGGAAAGCUGAGUUUGACUCAAAGUUUGAGAAGACUUUUGGGCUUGAGAGCAAAGGUUUUAGCCAGGCACAUAUUAAGUUUGGCAAAGCAGCGCUCAGCAACAUGUUGGGUGGAAUGGGCUACUUUUAUGGUCAGUCAGUGGUACAGUCGGUGUACAAUGAAUACCCGCUCCUGUAUCCUGAAGGCGCUUUAUUCACUGCCGUACCAUCACGCUCUUUCUUUCCCAGAGGAUUCCUCUGGGAUGAGGGCUUCCACCAGCUGCUGCUGAGCAAGUGGGAUCCCCAGGUGACCAGGGAGGCUAUUGCCCACUGGAUAGACCUGAUGAAUAUGGAGGGCUGGAUCCCCCGCGAGCAAAUCCUGGGAGACGAGGCUCGCAGUAAAGUCCCAGCUGAGUUUGUAGUUCAGCGUAACGAGAACGCAAACCCACCUACUCUUUUCUUAGCUCUUCAGGAACUAAUCGAACAGCUCGCUUCAAAUCCUGAGAAGUCUUCAUCUAAACCAACCUUGCCAUUCCUGCGACGGCUCUUCCCUCGACUGAAAACCUGGUUUGAAUGGUACAACACCACACAGUCAGGGCCCCUACCAAACUCCUACCGCUGGCGUGGACGUGACAAGGACACUAAUCUUUUCCUCAAUCCCAAGACCUUGACCUCCGGGCUGGACGACUACCCUCGGGCCUCACACCCCUCAGCAGAUGAGCGCCAUGUAGAUCUACACUGCUGGAUGACCUUGUCCUCGGGCAUCAUGGCGAGUAUAGCCCGGCUUCUAGACGAGCCCCAUCAGGAAUAUGAACUCACCCACCAGGUGCUCAGUGACAACAACCUGCUCAAUGAGCUCCACUGGUCAGAUCAACUUCGUGCUUUCAGUGACUUUGGCAACCACACCCAGGCUGUGUCCUUGCAGCAGGAGAAGGUGUACGUCCCUCCUGGACAGCCUCGUCAUCAGUUCCCUGUGGCACGCCUUGUACGCUCAGUCCGCCGGGCCCCCAAGCUGCAGUAUGUUAAUGCUUUUGGUUAUGUUAGCUUGUUCCCUUUUUUACUGCACAUUCUUACACCGGAUUCACCCAAACUAGAACAUAUCUUGCGUGACAUGAGAGACUCCAAUAAGCUUUGGACGCCCUACGGCCUGCGUUCAAUCUCUAAGGCCGAUCCGAUGUAUAUGAAGAGAAACACUGAGCACGAUGCCCCCUACUGGAGGGGACCGAUAUGGAUUAACAUCAACUACUUGGCAGUCAGAGCCCUGCACCAUUACAGCAACGCAGAAGGGCCAUAUCAGGAGAAGGCAGCUGCUCUUUAUGAGGAACUCAGGACUAACAUCAUCAAUAAUGUUUAUAGACAGUAUGUUGAAACAGGGUAUAUCUGGGAACAGUACAAUGACGGCACUGGCAGGGGCCAAGGAAGCCACCCGUUCACCGGCUGGUCCGCCCUGACAGUAUUAAUGAUGGCUGAACAGUAUUGAUACUAUAGAUUUCAUCUCAUGUUUUCUAAGAUAUUGGCCUUCAUUUAACUGGACGUGAUUAAAACAGCAACAAGGUCAGGCGAUAAGAUACAGCAAUAGGUCUUGUCUGGUUUAUAAAACUAAAUUUAAAAGAGCUGAAGAAUUCUGAUUUUCCAGCUGAAAAAUAGGCAUUUAUGAUCACACUUCCACAUUUAACCUUUAAUUAAAAUAACAGGUUUCACACAGGUAUUCUCUGAAGGGCAAUUUCAAGCAAGUGUUAAGUGCAGCUACCCUGUCUUUGCUGUAUGUGGAGCCAAGCACUCGUGCUGGUCUAGUGCUUCAGUUAUAGGAAGCACUUAAUAACCUCACAGCUUCAGACGACCACAACUUCAUUGCUUCACGCUGAAAUUUUUUAAUAUGGAAAAUCAAGAUGGGUGAUUACAGUAUUUUUAGUAUUUAAUAUGUUGGAGAUGGCUGAUCCAGAUCUGUGGAUAUAUAAGAAUUGUUUCUAUUUUGGGGAAAAUAAAUGCAUAAGGGGCAAGUUUCACAUUCACUUACUUAACAAAUGAGGGCCAUUAUUUUUAUUGUGCCAUUUCUCUUGAAUCAUAUGUCUUCAGUUCUCUGUCUUAAUGAUUGGUCAUUUUGAUAUUUAAUUGUUAAUUACAGUCUUUCACUCAGAAGUUAUGUACAGUGUUACGCAGCAUUUCUUAAAUCACUGCUUCUAAAAGCAGCCAUAUUUUGUACACACAUCCUGUGGUUUGACUGGCAGGGAAUACAACAUUGACUGUGACAUUGGUUUUGUUUUGUUUAAACAAUAAAUGGUUUAAAUAUA